UCUCCCACCCCUCAUCUCCACCCCCUCCUCUCUCCCCUGGCCCCGAUUUGCUCCACCCUGUGGGAAUUGGCGUUUUGUGCCGUUUUCCCGGGAAUUUGCCCCAAAAGCGGGUCUCUGUGGCGCAAUCGGCCAGCGCGUUCGGCUGUUAACCGAAAGCCCCAGCCUGGGAAGGGAGGACGCUUCUCCAGGAGGAAAUCCCCGUGGAAGCGGCUGCGGGCUCGGCUGAACCCUGAGCAGGCGAUUUUUGGGAGCGUUCUCCCGGCGCUCCCCCCGGCCAUGGAGCCCUGGGCGCUGCUGGACCCGCGGCAGAAGGAGCUGUACCGGGACGUGAUGCACGAGAGCUACGAGACCCUCAUGUCCCUGGCUCAGGGGCUGGUGAGCGAAAAGGCGGUGGAGGAUGGAGCAGCCGAGCCCGGUGAGGGGCUGGGGGUGGGCUCGUCCCAGGGCCCGGAGCGGGAGAAGCCGCUCGGCUCCCGCCGGCGCAAAGCGAAGCGCCCGGACAGGGCCGUGCCCGCCGGAGCCCCCCGAGCCCCCGCGGCGCCCGGGCCGGGCAGCGCCGAACCCCCGCCCCGAGGGCCGUCCCGGGAGCGGCCCUUCGGCUGCGCCGACUGCGGGAAGAGCUUCCUGUGGGCCUCGCACCUGGAGCGGCACCGGCGCGUGCACACCGGCGAGCGGCCCUUCGGCUGCCCCGAGUGCGGCGAGACCUACAGCCAGAGCUCGCACCUGCGGCAGCACCGGCGCGGCCACGCCGGCGACCGCCCGCGCCGGCACGGCAAACGCGUGGCCGAGCCGGCGGCCCACGGGCACGGCCACGCCGCCCGGCGGCCCCACCGCUGCGGGGACUGCGGCAAGGCCUUCGCCUGGGCCUCGCACCUGGAGCGGCACCGGCGCGUGCACACCGGCGAGCGGCCCUUCGAGUGCCCCGAGUGCGGCGAGGCCUUCAGCCAGGCGUCCCACCUGGCCAAGCACCAGCGCGGCCACGCGGGCGAGCGGCCGCACCGCUGCCCGGCCUGCGGCAAGACCUUCCGGCAGAGCUCGGAGCUGGCGCGGCACCGGCGCACGCACCUGGGCCGGCGGGCGCUGCGCUGCGGGCACUGCGCCCGCCUGUUCCGCGCCGGGCCGGCGCUGGCGCGGCACCAGCGCUGCCACCAGCCCGAGCGCUGCCACCGCUGCGCCGACUGCGGCAAGGCCUUCGUGUGGGCCUCGCACCUGGAGCGGCACCGGCGCGUCCACACCGGCGAGCGGCCCUUCCCCUGCGGCAGCUGCGGCGAGCGCUUCGCCCAGAAGGCCCACCUGCUGCAGCACCGCAAGACCCACUCCCCGGACCGGCCCUACAAGUGCGGCGACUGCGGGAAGCGCUUCGGCGACGCCGCCCCGUUCCUGGCGCACCGGCGCGGCCACGCCGCCCGCAAGAGCUUCGCCUGCGGGCACUGCGGGAAGGGCUUCGCCUGGGCCUCGCACCUCGAGCGCCACCGGCGCGUCCACACCGGCGAGCGGCCCUUCGGCUGCCCCGAGUGUGGAGAGGCCUUCAGCCAGGCCUCCCACCUGGCCAAGCACCGGCGCAGCCACCUCCCCAAGGCCGCGGGGCCGGCGGGGACCCGGCACUGCCCCUCGCCGAGAGCCGGCGCCGGGGGGAGCGGCCCCACGUCAGUCACCACGGGGCCAGCGGGAGCCCACGGCAGCGAGGAGCCCUGAGGGGCUGAGACCCCCCGGGGGGCUGAGACCCCCUGGGGGGCUGAGACCCCCCUUGGAGUGACAGAGGGGGAGGAGGGACAGUGCCCCGAGCGAAAACUCGGCUUGGGGACAGGCCUGAGGACACCCGGUGAUGUUUCAGGGCUGCUGGGGGUGCUCUAGUGGGGUUUACCCACCCCGGUGUCUCCCUGCUCCAGUGGGAUUUACCCACCCUGGUGUCUCCCUGCUCCGGUGGCAUUUACCCACCCCGGUGUCUCCCUGCAGCGAUGGCCUGGACACGCUGCCAUCCCAGGAAAGGGACAACUUGGGCAGAAGGAGCCUCUUCCCAAGGGAAACGGUGCUCGGCUCCACCAGGAAAGGCAGGGGGAGCCGGGUCUGGUUCUGGUGCCAAAAUCCGGCGGUGUCGUGGCUGUUCCUCGUUCCCGUGGGCAGGAGAAGGGGAUGGGGAGGGGAGGACGCUGAGGGGGCAGAGGGAGGUGCUGGC
Molecule: messenger RNA, 2176 nt
Organism: Myiozetetes cayanensis
Lineage: Eukaryota; Metazoa; Chordata; Aves; Passeriformes; Tyrannidae
Product: zinc finger protein CKR1-like
Exons: 4
Coding region: 277-1695 (472 amino acids)
Biological process (GO): regulation of DNA-templated transcription
Source: RefSeq, a predicted model, not a curated record